Molecule: messenger RNA, 4577 nt
Organism: Gasterosteus aculeatus aculeatus (three-spined stickleback)
Lineage: Eukaryota; Metazoa; Chordata; Actinopteri; Perciformes; Gasterosteidae
Product: RNA polymerase II elongation factor ELL
Biological process (GO): transcription elongation by RNA polymerase II; snRNA transcription by RNA polymerase II; positive regulation of transcription elongation by RNA polymerase II
Cellular component (GO): transcription elongation factor complex
Molecular function (GO): cis-regulatory region sequence-specific DNA binding
Source: RefSeq, a predicted model, not a curated record
AGUCCUCAGUUGUAGCAAUGGCAGCGUUGAGGCAGGAGCAUCGCUAUGGGCUCUCCUGUGGCCAGAUCAACAAAAACAACCCGAAUCAAACUCUUUUUCACGUCAAGCUCACGGACACUGCCAUCCGGACCCUGGAAGCCUACCAGAACCUCAAGGCAUCACUAUCAAAUCAGCCAGCGAUUUGCUUCAAGGGGAGCCAGGGGUACGUUAAGAUCCCGGCGCCGACACCAGAGUCUCCUGACGAAUUCAGAGUCUUCUCAUUCUACCUUUCCAGCGACAGCAAAGACAAACCUCAGUCCAGCUUCGACUGCGUUCACCAGUACGUCUCUGGGGAGGGCAGGGAUCACCUGGAGGGCCAGGGCAGCAUUCAGGAUAAGAUCACAGUCUGUGCCACCGACGACUCCUACCAGGCGACCCGGGAGCGCAUGUCUCAGGUGGAGAAGGACAUUUGGAGCCGCUCGGCAAUCGAGAUAAAGCCGGGACCAAGUAAGUGCGUGAAGGUCCAGAGGAAGCAGGGUCUGGUAUCAGGCUCAGAGAGCAACAACAAGCACUCCCCAAGCAAUAAAAGGAACCUGGUUCCCAGCCCUGUGGCACACCGGCCCUUGAGAGAUCGCAUCAUUCAUCUCUUGGCCUUAAAGCCCUACAGGAAACCUGAGCUGCUACUGUGGUUGGAGAGGGAGCGAUCCAGUCCAAAGGACAAGGCUGACCUCACCUCUCUACUGGAUGAGGUGGGUAAACUAAACCCUAAAGACCAAAGCUACUCCCUCAAGGAUGAGCUCUACAGAAACGUCCAGAGAGAAUGGCCUGGAUAUCUGGAGGAGGAGAAGCAACUCAUCCACAGGCUGCUGCUCAGGAAACUUCAGCCACUCAACAACUGCCAGUUGAAGAGUCCCCAGUCCAACCAUUCACUCCCCAAAGACUCUCCUUCACAUCUCAGUCCUGCCAAGAGUCUCUCCGUGAAACGUCCGUUGCCCUCAGAUUCAUCCAACUGUCACACCCCCAAAAAACAAAGACUAUUAGACCAGUGUUUGCCUCUGUGUUCGCCGUCUCAUGCCGAGUACGCCACCAUCGGCGCUCGUAGUUCCUCGACCCACGGAAACUCCAGAGCACAGAUCAAACUGGAGUUCGACAAAACCAGCAAUCAUCUCCAGGGGAGUCCAAACGGUCUGUACUCGCCGCACAAACUCGGCGGGUCAUCUACCGUUCCCAAACUGGAGAGGGCAGAGCCAGUUCCCACUGCAACCAGCCCCGAGCCCCCACACACUGACGCGUCCAUCUGCACCGAUCAACAACCCACCAACGGCCAACAUAAGAAGAAGAGGUCCAAAAAGCACAAGGACAAAGAACGGGAGCGCCUAAAACCGGACUGGAUUGAGAAAAGCCCGGACCUGAAGCAGAACCGAGAAAAUCUUAAAGACCACGAACGAGAGAAAACACCUGUCAAUCGGACCUCGGCAGAGGAACUUCCCGACUAUUUAAUAAAAUACAGCGCCAUAAAAGCACUGGAGCAGCGGCAAGAGUACAAAGACGACUUCUGCGCAGAGUAUGAUGAAUACAGAGCUCUCCAUGAUCGGAUCGGGGCCAUCACGGAGAUGUUUGUUCAGUUGGGCUCAAAGAUCAACACCCUCUCUCCGGGAACACAAGAGUACAAGCUUAUGGAGGUCCAAAUACUACAAAAGUACCGCAAGUAUAAGAAAAGGUUUCCUGGUUAUCGGGAAGAGAAGAAGCGUUGCGAGUACCUGCAUCAGAAACUGUCGCAUAUCAAAGGCCUGAUCACAGAUUACGACCAAGCACAGGGACUCUGCUAGUAACCGGCUUCUGCCCCCCGCAGGGGUAACAAGACUGGACCCAAAAGACUCCUAAUGGACCCAAAGACUUCCCAGCUUGGUCCUGCGGUCGCUGAGACACUGUUCACUUUACUUCUCUGAGUGUGAAUGGGAUCGAGGACCGAGGUUCUCCUUCAUAAGUGGUUUGCGACCACCGACUCGUGAUUAAAAGUUGCCCUUUAACGUUAUGGUUUUCAACUACGAUCAUUGCUGGAUUUUCUUCUGCUGUAAAAGUGAAAGCCAAAUCUAUUUUUCUGAAAGGCACAGCAGAUGUGAUCCUUCCUGCUCGGUUGCAUCUUUAUUUGAUCCUUUAUGUUAUCAGAACUAGCAAGAAAUGUGUUGAUUUAUAAAAAAAAAAAAAGAGUAUUAAAUUGAUGGUACAAUCAAUCUUAGGUGGAAACUAAUGUUACUUCUAAGUCUUUAUAUUUAACAAGCAGAGGAAUCUGUUCAUUUGCUGUUUGCUGACCAAAAGUCAAAACCAAUCCUCCAAUCACUUAAUUGUCCAUUUGUAACAGUAAGUGAAUGGUAUUUCCCUCCAGACCAAAUGCUUACACAAUGUUAUUGGCCAUGAAAAAAAUCUAUUUAAAAAAAGGCACGAAGAGAUCCCAAAAUUAAGUUUAAAGCAAUAUAUACAAAGUCAUGUGGGCUUCGACCGUAAGGAAUUUCAGCAUCUAGCUUUCUGUCAACGUCCUAUGUAAUUUCUAAGGAAUGUUGGAAUGCCACAAAACCACUCCUCCCAGUACAUGAAUGCUGGUUUCAAGAUGGUGAUGUGCACAUCCAGUGUUAAAUUCACCCACAUGUAGCCUAUCACAAACUGCCUUUUCUUUAUCAACUCCGUCAAGUGUUGUUAACUGGUUGCAGGUCUGUACGUAAUCAUGCAUCAUUCACGCUUAGCGACUACAGGCUCUAUGAAACAUUUGUCCCGAGGAAGGUGCACCGGAAGAACCCCCAAAGCUGUACUUUUAUUUCUCCUUAUAAUUAGCUGUAGCCUUAAGUAGGAAAUAGAGAUCAAAUUGCAGUGUUCUCUGUUCUCUCUCUGACGUUUGCAUCAAUGUAGCUGCACUCACAACAGUUGUCGUAAUGAUUGCUUGAAAUGAGCGAAUGAAGCUAAUAUUUGCCUUAACAUGUAUGUCAGACAUUUCCAACAUUUCUCAGACCUUGUCUGUAAAUGUCUCUUAAGUUUGAAGGAAUUUCAGUUACUGGAUAGUUGUUACUGGCUAGUUGUUGUUUGGUCUAUUGUUUGUUGUUUGUUGAUCAUUUUCUACUUCUGUCAGAUAAUCAUGAACUGGUGAGGAAUAUGAUUUAAUGUUUAAUCCUGUCAAGCACCAGUAUCGGAAGAAAUCAUUGCACAAUAAUGUGCUCUUCAAAGAAAAUACUCUUGAAAGAUAAUACUGGGAUUAUUGUCAAAUAUUUGGCCGCUUUUUUGCAAGACGUAAAUGUACUUUUUUUAUUUUACAUUCGAUUGGUUAUUUCUGGUUUGUUUGAAGGAUUUGAGACUAGCAACAAUUGCUGAGUCUUGGCACAUAGGAACAAUUUAAGGAAAGACAUAUUUAUUAGCACUGACUAUUUCAAAUAUUAGCACAGAUUUUGGCCUUUAAAUAUCAUCAAAGCUAAAAAUGCUGGAUUCUUAAACCUCCAGUACGACUAGACACGUUUUGCCUGUGAAUCUUUUCUCAGGACGACAGGUCGCACUAUUUUACAAAUCUUUUGUUAAUAUGCAGUUUGAUAAGCUCGGCGAAUGUGCCACACAGCUCCACCCAGCUGGAGGAAACGGUCUGAUCGGUCGUAAUGAAUAGAAAGAACAGUGUUCGGUACUAGAACUGGAAAUCCAUGGUUGGAAUUAUUUAAAAAAAGAAAAGAGCACACGGCCUGCUCUGAUGAAUAAAGUCAUUCAAAACGGAAAGAUACUGAAACGGCGUUUUGAUGCUGUUGGGAAGGCAAAAUAUCAGUCUAAUCAGUAUGAAGAUGAUGCUACCAUUCAUGUUAAUAUAAUGCUUCGGGGAACUAGACUCGCCCCUCGAGCUAAUUGUGAUGCCGUUUUUUACUGUUGACGGAGCGAACUACUGAUGGUGCCUUUUUCAUUCAAAGAGCCGCACGUAACUAUCAUUGGUAUUGUGGAAAGAAAUCAACAUUGGCCAGCAGUAUUUACACAUCUGUAGUUUCACACUGGUGCCAAUUUUUAAAGUGCUUUGUUCGUUUUGUUUUUUUAAUUGGAUUGAUACAAGAUGCCUUUAGGAUGUACAGUGUAUUCACACUUACAUUUUAAUGCAUUUCAGAAAUGUGAGGUUUUCUGGGACACAAAUUAAACUGCAUUUAAUGUAAGCUAUUUGGAUACAAGUGCAUCUGGAAGAAUGACUAGGAUUUUGUUUGCGACCAGGAUUUUUUGCAUUUUUUUCCAGCCCAGGAAACUUAUUUCCACAAAUGUAAUACUGGUCAAUUUUGUUGGAUACUGGAAAAAUGGAGUUAAUGGAAAUGUGAAAUCAAAUAUGUUGCCUAUUAUUAACCCCUGCGAUUGAUCUACCUAGGAGAACAAAUUAGUGUAUUUAUUGCUUUGUAGCGUUUGUUAUGGGAUUCAUCUUUUCAUAGUUCAUUCUCUUCAACAAAACUCAAAGUACGGUUAAAGGGAAAUGGAAUAUAUUUUUACAAUUUUUGAUGGAUGUUUUAUCGAUCAUCUUCUUGAGAAAAGCUUUCAGAAAAACAGGUGUAUUGUCGUCUCCGUCUUAAUGAAAAAUAAAGCUCUUCUGAAUUGAA